AUGGCCCCGACCGGGCUCCUGGGGCUGUUGUUAGGGCUGUUGCUGUUGGGGGCUGUGAAAGCAGGGGGGGAACCCCCUCCCCAUGGUCACCAUGGCAACGGGGAGCAGCCCCAUCGCUGUGCAGAAGAAGGGGGAUCCCGGGGUCGUUAUGGCAACGAGGGGGGUGACAGGGAAACCCCUGGUCACCAUUAUCACUCUAGCGAUGGGGGGACCCACUGUCACCAUGGCAACGGGGAAGGCCACCACCGUGAGGAUGGGGAGCUCCGUUAUCACCAUGGCAACGAGAAGCAGCAGCAUCCUGACAGCAACAGGGAACCGCCCUCUCAUCACCAUUGCGACAGGGGAACCCCUCCUCGUCACCAUCAUGGUGAUGGAGACCCCCAUCAUAACCAUGGCAACCUGGAACCCCAUCAUCAUCCUCAUAGUGAUGAAGAGCAUCAUCAUCCCCACCAUGGGGACCUCCAUCAUCACCAUGGCAACAAGGACCCUUCUGAUGGUCCCCAUGGGGAUGAUGAAGGCCACAACCAUGACGGGGGGGAUGAAGGCUCCAACCUUCAUCCUCCUCCUCAGGACCACUCCAGCCACCUCCAUGAUGAUGAAGAUGAAGGCCACCAUCACCACGGGGAUGAUGAUGAAAGCCACCAUCACCAUGGCAAUGAAGGCCAGCGCCCCCAUGGCCAUGGUGACCCCCCCAGCUCCAAGGAGGAGGAGGAUGAAGAUGAUGAUGAAGAUGAUGAUGAUGCCUCCUCCAAAGAGGAUGAAGGGAGUGAGGAGGAGGAGGAGGAGAACGAAGGCCACUACCAGCCUGGCUCCAUCUGCCGCUACUGCACCUUAUGCAAGCGCUGCAAGCACUGCAGUAACUGUCCCUGUGCCGAGGGAGAGUCCUGUCCGCAGUGUGAGGGCUGCCAGUUCUGUUACCUGUGUCCCCUCCUGUGUGACACAGCCUGCCAGCCUGGCAGCCUCGUGGAUGAGCUCUCAGGGGCCUUCCUGCAGUCCCUCUCCAGCUUCUUUGAGGUACCAGAGGCCUGAAUGGAUUUAGGGGGGGCUUUUGGGGGGGACACACAUA
Molecule: messenger RNA, 1066 nt
Organism: Pezoporus flaviventris
Lineage: Eukaryota; Metazoa; Chordata; Aves; Psittaciformes; Psittacidae
Product: sarcoplasmic reticulum histidine-rich calcium-binding protein-like
Exons: 6
Coding region: 1-1029 (342 amino acids)
Molecular function (GO): calcium ion binding
Source: RefSeq, a predicted model, not a curated record